Molecule: messenger RNA, 3683 nt
Organism: Ictalurus furcatus (blue catfish)
Lineage: Eukaryota; Metazoa; Chordata; Actinopteri; Siluriformes; Ictaluridae
Gene: stk38a
Product: serine/threonine kinase 38a
Exons: 14
Coding region: 473-1876 (467 amino acids)
Biological process (GO): intracellular signal transduction; peptidyl-serine phosphorylation
Molecular function (GO): ATP binding; protein serine/threonine kinase activity
Source: RefSeq, a predicted model, not a curated record
CAAAGUGUGCAGAGUAGAGGUGUAAGUGCCAGAGUAAUUUCUAUUUAUUUAUUUAUUUAUUUAUUUAUUUAUUUAUUGUGGGUUGGUAAGGUGUUCACGGAAGAGGUGGGUCUUUAGCUGUUGUUUUUUUUUCUUCUUUUUUCUUUUCUUUUUUUUCUUUUUUAUUUUUUUACAUCUUUACACCGAUCAUCCUGUUCAAAAGUUUACACUCCCCAGGCUCUUACUGUAGUGUGUUGCAUGGCGCAUGAGUCAGACUCUUAUUUUGGAGACUCGCUCCUGAAGCAGCGACUCGGAAGAAGGAAAUAAUGAUCAGUGUCUACAAGUAGACUGCAAUCAGUCGGAGGUCGAGUAGAAGGUAAGGCAUUAAAAAGUUGUCCAGAUAACAGAUAAGAAAUGGAUUGUGAAGUAAACGACAAGAUUUCACUUCAGUUGGUUGUAACAGACCGUUGUGUGGAGCAGCUAUAAUGUAACCAUGGCAAUGACGGGUCAGACGUCCUGUUCCUCCAUGAGCAACCACACUAAGGAGCGGGUCACGAUGGCCAAAGUGACCCUGGAGAAUUUCUACAGCAACCUGAUCUCCCAGCAUGAGGAGAGAGAGAUGAGGCAGCAGAAGUUGGAGAAGGUGAUGGAUCAAGAGGGACUAGCUGAUGAAGAGAAGCGUAUUCGGCGUUCUCAGCACGCGAGGAAGGAGACAGAGUUUCUGCGGCUCAAACGAACCCGUCUUGGAUUGGACGACUUCGAGUCACUCAAAGUGAUUGGCCGUGGUGCUUUCGGAGAAGUACGUCUGGUUCAGAAGAAAGACACAGGCCACGUGUAUGCCAUGAAGAUCUUGCGCAAAGCUGAUAUGCUUGAGAAGGAACAGGUUGGCCAUAUACGGGCUGAAAGGGACAUUCUGGUGGAGGCGGACAGUCUGUGGGUCGUGAAGAUGUUCUACAGCUUUCAGGACAAGCUGAACCUCUACCUCAUAAUGGAGUUCCUACCUGGAGGAGACAUGAUGACACUCUUGAUGAAGAAGGACACGCUGACUGAGGAGGCUACGCAGUUUUACAUCGCCGAGACGGUGCUAGCCAUCGACUCCAUCCACCAGCUGGGUUUCAUCCACAGAGAUAUUAAACCUGACAACCUGCUACUGGAUUCAAAGGGCCAUGUGAAGCUAUCAGAUUUUGGCUUGUGUACGGGGCUUAAGAAGGCUCACAGGACAGAAUUCUACAGAAACCUCAACCACAGCCUGCCCAGCGAUUUUACAUUCCAAAACAUGAACUCGAAAAGAAAAGCAGAGACGUGGAAGAGAAACCGGAGACAGCUGGCCUUCUCCACUGUUGGAACCCCUGACUACAUUGCUCCAGAAGUAUUUCUGCAGAACGGAUACAAUAAACUCUGUGAUUGGUGGAGCCUGGGGGUCAUCAUGUACGAGAUGCUUAUAGGUUACCCCCCCUUCUGCUCAGAGACUCCUCAGGAGACGUACAGGAAGGUGAUGAACUGGCGGGAAACGCUGACUUUCCCCCCAGAAGUUCCCAUUUCCGAGAAGGCAAAGGAUCUUAUUCUCAGGUUCUGCUGUGAGAGUGAGAACAGGAUUGGUGCUGCUGGAGUUGAAGAGCUCAAAUCCAAUCCUUUCUUUGAAGGGGUGGACUAUGACCAUAUCAGGGAGAGACCCGCUGCCAUUCCAAUCGAGAUUAAAAGCAUCGACGACACUUCAAACUUCGACGAGUUUCCAGAUUCAGACAUCCUCCAACCAGCAUUGCCUGUAGUGUCCAACCACAGUGAAGCUGAUUUAAAGAGCAAAGACUGGGUCUUCAUUAACUACACGUACAAGCGCUUCGAGGGCCUGACCGCCCGGGGCGCCAUUCCUUCCUACAUGAAAUCAGGGAAGAGAUAAGCACAGAACCGUCACGGAGCUUGUGUUUGUCUUUUAAGGAGCCCUUUCCCAUUGCUUCUCAUCGCUGCGGAUCGGUUGACAUCACCAGACUUGUCCGUUUCCUGUUAUGGGCCACGCUGUGAUGCAUUCACGGUAGUGGAUUACUCUUCUUCCAGCACUUGUAUUACGAUUUCUUUUUUACAUUUUUUUACACCAAAGCUUCUUUAGUAGAAGCUGCUAUUUCUAGUCGUCCAUUUUGGUUAGGAGUGUAAAAUUUGAGGCCUUUUCAAAUUCUGUUUUAUCCCCAUAACAGAGAAACGUUUCUUCUGGCUUGAUUGAUCAUUUUAUUUUAAAAAACUAGAAUGUGGCCAGUCCACUUUCAACAAGGGACUGCUUUUAGUUAGAGUAAUUUACCAUCGAAGAAUUCUGCUCAGCUGCGACCUAAAUGUCAUCUGCUGUAGAAAUCUUGAAUCUUAAACAAAAAAAUUAGAAAUGCAAGAAUUUGUCCAAGAAUUUGGAUGCAUUUGAUUUUUUAUUAUUAUUAUUCUUUUUUAAUAUGAUGUUUUACAGUGCUUGCCAUCACAUACUUCACCUUACUGGCAAUGGCAAAAUGCAAAAGGGGCUUCUCUUAUUGUUUAUGCAAACAGUUUUCAGUGCUCGAAAGCCUAAUAUAAUGUUUGUGAACCUGCCUCCAGGGACAAACAUUGCCUUAAAUUUGGAUACUAGAUGAAUGUUCCAGUAAUCACUUGUUACACCAGCAAAUCGUCCCUCUUCCAGACCUUCACACUGAAGCAAACGUUGUUGUUGUUUUGUUUUUUUUUGUUUUUUUCCCCCCCCUCAGUUUACUUUCUUUACUGUAUACCAGCCAAUGAUAAUGACCAAGUGAUCUUUUGUAGACCAGCUUAUUUUAUUGUAUCGUAAUUCUCUUGCAGUUCGCUGGAUUGUUUGCGCUCACACUAAAUUGGAAUCCCUUUUCUUUCAAAGGGCUCGCUGUUCAUGUUUACCUUGUUCGGUUGUGGAACAAAGCACGAGUCGGAUGAGCGUUGUGAGAUUCAGUGUGCUGAAUCUGCAUAUUUGAUUAUAUACUCCGCAGUCUUCCAUGUUGAUACUGGGCUGAAAAAAAAGCAUGUUAAUAGCAAAGCAAUAUUUUACCAAAGACUUGUUACUUUUAGCAGCUGAUGCACCCUUGGUAUGCCUUCGAGAAGCUUGAUUUAUACUCGAAAAUUUGAGUUUUCUACCUUGUAGAAAAGUGUGGGGGGGUAGACUAGUAAAAUGUAUUUAUCUGGUGCAGUAGUUGUCUAUUGUCAUCAUUCCAGAAUGACUAGGAGUAGUUGCACUAUUGUAUCGAGAACUCACGCAUCAUGAAAUGAGGGCCGUUUGAGGGAGUCUGCAGACGUCGACACGUGACUCGGAUAGGUCUCGCUCGGCUGGAUUUCAGUAGGUUCCUUCAUCAGCAUCAUGUUAAAACGGAAUCCUGUUCUCCAGAAGCUGAGCUUUAUGCAUUAUUACACUGUCCUGCUGUUGUAGGUUGUAGACUAAUAAAAUCUAGAUUUAGCUUGGAUUUGAAGACGAGAUCUUCUUCGAGCUAAUUGUACUUUCGAUCAGAACGCCUAGCACUUCUGCUGAACUGUGAUUAUUGAUUAGUUGUGUCCGACCAGAGCAGGACGCAGUAAGAAAGUAAGUUUCUUAUUUUGCAAUACACAAUGCUGUCAGUUAAGUCAAUAACUAUCCGCAUGGCCUCACGAAAUCCAAAAAUGCUGUUGAUUUGUGAUGAAAAGAAAAAGCACGAUUGUGGGAUUUUCUAAAAUGCUGUAGUUUUUAUAUAUAU